Messenger RNA from Mugil cephalus (flathead mullet), 4538 nucleotides. It is a transcript of the gene ggt1a, whose product is annotated as gamma-glutamyltransferase 1a. The record is from RefSeq and is a predicted model, not a curated record. Gene Ontology annotation, molecular function: glutathione gamma-glutamate hydrolase. The transcript is spliced from 12 exons. Gene Ontology annotation, cellular component: plasma membrane. The coding region runs from base 1 to 1725 and encodes 574 amino acids. Lineage: Eukaryota; Metazoa; Chordata; Actinopteri; Mugiliformes; Mugilidae. Gene Ontology annotation, biological process: peptide modification; regulation of inflammatory response; regulation of immune system process.
AUGGUUGGGAAGUCCCUGAUUGCUGGUCUGGUGGUCCUUCUGGUGGCUGCUGUGAGCCUCUUCCUGGGGGUGUUCAUGGGCUUGGGGAAGAAAAACACGCCUCCCCCUACAGACUACUUCUUCUCAAAGGCCGCCGUGGCUGCCGAUGCUGGAAAGUGUUCAGAAGUAGGGAGGGACAUUCUGAAGAAAAAUGGCUCAGCCGUGGACGCUUCUAUCGCUGCCUUGCUAUGUGUUGGCCUUUUGAACGCUCACAGCAUGGGUAUUGGAGGAGGGCUCUUCUUUGUCAUCUACAAUGCCUCCACGGGGAGGGUGGAAACCAUCGAUGCAAGGGAGACAGCCCCCAUGAAUGCCACUGAGGACAUGUUUGGCAACAACACCAAGCUCUCUCGUACAGGUGGAUUGUCCAUAGCCAUUCCAGGGGAAAUCCGUGGUUAUGAGAUGGCACACAGAAGACAUGGCAGGCUGCCUUGGAAGGAGCUGUUUGAGCCCAGCAUUGCCCUGGCUCGUGAUGGUUUCCCUAUCGGAAAAGCUUUGGCUCAUGCCAUCUUCAAGAGCAAAGAUUCAAUUCAAGGAGACGCCAACAUGUGCGAGAUAUUCUGUGAUUCUCAAAAAAACAUCCUGAAAGAAAAUGACAUUGUUAGAUUUCCAAAGCUGGCCGACACAUACCAAAGAAUAGCAGAGGAGGGGCCAGACGUGUUUUAUAAUGGGACACUGGCACAACGCAUCGUUGAGGACAUCCAAGCGGCAGGUGGCAUUAUCACCCUGGAUGAUUUGUUGGAAUACCAGCCUGUGCUGAAUGAGAACCCUCUGAAGCUGAACGUCGGGGAAUACACCAUGCAUGUCCCAGACGCCCCCUCCAGCGGCCCUGUUCUGGCACUCAUACUGAACAUAGUGGAUGGGUAUAACUUCACAGAUACAAGUGUCUCUACAGCAGAGGAAAAAACUCUGACAUACCACCGUAUCGUAGAGGCAUUUCGUUUUGCUUAUGCCAAGAGAAGCAGACUGGGGGACCCACGCUAUCUCAAUAUUACAGAUCUAAUCCAAAACAUGACCUCAGACUACUUUGCUGAUGGCAUAAGGAGCAAAAUUACAGAUGACACCACGCACCCAGACAGCUACUACGAGCCCGACUAUUUUGUCCCAGACAACCACGGGACAGCUCAUCUGUCAGUCAUAGCUGAGGAUGGAAGUGCGGUGGCGGCCACCAGCACCAUUAAUCUCUACUUUGGGUCUAAAGUCAUGUCACGAGCCACUGGGAUCAUCUUUAAUGAUGAGAUGGACGACUUCAGCUCUCCACACAUGACCAAUGGGUUUGGAAUCCCUCCAUCGCCCAAUAACUUCAUCCAACCAGGUAAGAGGCCGCUGUCUUCCAUGUGUCCUACCAUCAUCUUUGACAAAGAAAACAAAGUGAAAAUGGUUGUAGGAGCAUCUGGUGGCACAAAAAUCACCACAGCCACUGCCUUGGUCAUCCUGAACUCGUUGUUCUUCAACUAUGACCUAAAGAAAGCUGUGACAGAGCCGCGGGUUCACAAUCAGCUUAACCCAAACAUGACAGUGGUCGAGCAGGGCUUUGAAAAGAGUGUCCUGGAGGGUCUGGCCCAGAAGAACCACGUAACACAGCUGCUGAGGACUCCAGACUCUGUGGUCCAGGCCGUGGUGCGGCAGGGCGAGCGCCUCUGUGCAGAGUCUGACCCGAGAAAAGGAGGGUAUCCAGCGGGAUACUGAGCGACCCUUCAGGUUCUUCUGUGCUCCUCUCAGUGAGGAUGGUUUCCUCAAAGACACUCAGCCCGACGAAGGCGUCUCCACUGAAAAAAAGGUGUCUGUGCACCGAAGACUCAAGCUAAAGCCUCGGGGACACGGCCAGCAUUCCUUCUUUGAGAUGAAAUCCUUUUACUCAAACAAAUUGACUGUUUCAAUACCUCUUCUGCUGAAACUGAAUAGUUUCUUCUUUGUUGGCAUUAUAUUUCUGCUUUGAAUUAAAAUAAGAGGUUGUAUCUACUGUGACUUCAACGGUCAGGAAGGACUGGAGCAGAAAGCAUGGGCCCAAAAUGUAACUGCUUUCAACAUUAAAAUCGGUUCAUAUACGACACAGCAUCCAGUAUAUUAAUAACAACAACCAAAGACACAGUCAAGCAAAUGAUAAUGUCAUAUUAUGAAAUGUUCCUAGGUUUCUGCACGAAGUAAGACUCAGAAUGGCAGGUUGUCCAUGUAAUACUUCCUUCUCUUUUGUAAAGAACAGCUAUUGUGAUUAAAGAAGGGUUUGUUUAUUGUCGAAAUGGUGAAAAACCAUCAGUAAAGACUGGACCACUUACAAAAUACGGACAUCUCAGGUUGUUUGCCUGUUUUACCAAAAUGUCUACCUACAUCUAUCUCCUGAUGUGAGUCGAUCCUGAAUUAAUUAGAGGGAGCUCACCGUCUUAUUUUCUACCGUAAAACUCUCACUUCUGAAUUGUAAAUGUUUAAUAUCGAGUAGAGGUUAAGUGGAUGUAUAGUGUAUUCUGAAAAAUACAUUUGCAGAUAUAUUUUUCUAAACAUGCAUUGUUCUUAUGACAUGUUUGUUGCCAUGCUUGUUAUUAAACAUUUUGAACAAAGAUGUUUUAUUUUACCAUAGAAACUGUGCUGUUUCUGUACUGGAGCAAUCGGAGCUCUUUCUUUUUUUUUUUUUUUUUUUUCUUUCAGUAAACACCGUGUACUUAUCCAGGGCACAUGCAAUGUCAGACUGACCGAAAGCUUCCGUGGUUGUACAUUGUUUUAACAUAGUUAUCAUAACUUAUUGAUUUUUUUUAUUAUUAUUAUUACUAGUCAUUUAGUUUACAACAUUAAAAAGGCCAUAAAAUGUUUCCAGGUGUUGUGUUCAAACUGCUUGCUUUGUUUAACUUCCUGUCCAAACACAUGCAAAACCGCACUUACUGCACUACUUCACGAUGUCCUGUUGAUGUUUGACUGGUAUAAUGUUUAUGUAACAUGAUAACGGUAGAUGGGAAGGCAAACAGUGCUGCAAGCACAAACAAAAGUACAAACAGAAGCACCACGGACUGAUGAAGAAGCUAGAGAACCUUUGAGCUUAUUAAAUAAAAUAAAAUGAAGGGAAAAUCACCUUUUGAGGUAAAGUUUAAGAUAAUCCAGCCAGUAUCUGUGUUCACCUUGUGGUGACAGAAUGAGUGCUGUCAGUAGGGUUCAUUGUUUGCAGACUAAUUCAUUCGGUCUGAAGAGGCACUGAAAAAGAGAAAGCAGCAGACACAGUGCAGCUUUGGACAUUUUGCCUGAUUGGCUUCAUUUUGUCAAUAGACUAAACCAUUAAACCGACUAAUGGUUUCUGCACUUAACAGAAGUCCGUGUGUUUGUGACUCCUGAGCAAAAACAGAGGUAGAGGAUCAGUUGAUGAACCAUGCAGGUCAGAAGAAGUUGAACAAAUGGUCGGAAGAAAUAAACAAAAUCUGAAAGGUCUGACCCCGAUGUGCUUUGACUGGUGGGUGAAUUUCAGUCCGCUCACGCGCCAGAAUUGUGUCUCAGAGAUUUAAUGAGAAAGGGAAGAAACAGUAAAAAAAAAAAAAUAAUAAUAAUAAUUUACUUAGGGUAAAAACUUCAGUCUCAAAAAAGUGUCAGCCUUUUGUCAACCAUAACAUUUCUGAAUUAAAAAAAGCUUUUAGCUGCAUUUGUCAUCUGAUAAGGUUUACCAGUUUUAAUUUCCCGUGGAUGGCAUCUGAUGGAAAUUGCUCCGCUGCAUUAAAUCUAACUGGCAGCGUCAAUUGCAAAAAAGGAAGCUUUCUGUUGCGCGUCUCAGCCAUUUCUGAAUUAAAUAUUAGGCCUGUGGCUGAUCACACAAACUGACUAUCACACACUGAAAGUCCCUCAGCAUUUACACAAACUCCUUUUUGCUGCUGUGGAGUGGCAUAUACACUCUAGCCACUGUUGGCUGAUAAUCAUGUUAAUACAGGUAGCUAACCAGCCCGGAGCCUGAGGCAACAACAUAAAAGGCUAAAGUGAAAAUGUCAUGCUUGUAGAAGCAAAGGUUUGGCAUCACCAAGAUAUUUACAUAGGAAACUGGUUUCGUAUUUUCCACUGCUGUCUGCUAUCUGUUGAAGACCAUGAAGCCAAACUUCAACAAGACAUGAUAAAUGAGAAUCUUUGUGGUAACAGGCCCCCGAUGAGAGGAGAGCAAACAAAACGAUUAAUAGCAGUAACUUUAUGGAGAUGUUCCUGCUGCAGGUAUGAAAACGUUCCUUUUCAUGAAAGAAGCAAAGUUUGUAAAGAAUUACAGCCCAGACAGAACACAUAGAUGUGAUGUUAUCACCCUCAAUAGUUCGCACAAAUUGUGUCAGACAUAAGUGGAAUAGAGCCGCGGUAUCUGUGUAGUGCCAUCGCUGGGCUAUUAUAUUAUAAAUGUGACCACGACUUUCUCCUUUGGAUUCCAGCUUCAUCAGUAUUCUACCGGCAAAAUAUGAAUCAUCCAGGCCACCGAAACACAUUCAUCUUGCAGCUAAGUGUGAUAUUACCCUCAUUCAUCAAAAAGAGGUGGGUAAACCUGCACGGCUGUG